Drosophila montana is the source of this 911-nucleotide messenger RNA. It is a transcript of the gene RpL8, whose product is annotated as ribosomal protein L8. The record is from RefSeq and is a predicted model, not a curated record. Gene Ontology annotation, molecular function: structural constituent of ribosome; RNA binding. The transcript is spliced from 2 exons. Lineage: Eukaryota; Metazoa; Arthropoda; Insecta; Diptera; Drosophilidae. Gene Ontology annotation, cellular component: cytosolic large ribosomal subunit; ribosome. The coding region runs from base 3 to 773 and encodes 256 amino acids. Gene Ontology annotation, biological process: cytoplasmic translation.
AAAUGGGUCGUGUAAUUCGUGCACAGCGUAAGGGCGCCGGUUCCGUCUUCAAGGCGCACGUCAAGAAGCGCAAGGGAGCCGCCAAGCUGCGUUCUCUGGACUUCGCCGAGCGCUCUGGCUACAUUCGCGGCGUUGUCAAGGAUAUCGUGCACGAUCCCGGUCGUGGCGCACCCUUGGCCGUCGUUCACUUCCGUGAUCCCUACCGUUACAAGCUCCGCAAGGAACUAUUCAUCGCCCCCGAGGGCAUGCACACCGGCCAGUUCGUCUACUGCGGCCGCAAGGCUACUCUGCAAAUUGGCAAUGUGAUGCCACUGAGCCAGAUGCCUGAGGGUACCAUCAUCUGCAAUCUGGAGGAGAAGACCGGUGAUCGCGGCCGUUUGGCGCGCACCUCUGGCAACUAUGCCACCGUGAUUGCCCACAAUCCCGACACCAAGAAGACCCGUGUCAAGCUGCCCUCGGGCGCCAAGAAGGUCGUGCCCUCGGCCAACCGCGCCAUGGUCGGCAUCGUUGCUGGCGGCGGUCGUAUUGACAAGCCCAUCCUGAAGGCCGGUCGUGCCUACCACAAGUACAAGGUGAAGCGCAACAGCUGGCCUAAGGUGCGUGGUGUUGCCAUGAACCCUGUGGAGCAUCCCCACGGUGGUGGUAACCAUCAACAUAUUGGUAAGGCGUCGACAGUCAAGCGUGGCACAUCCGCCGGUCGUAAGGUCGGUCUUAUCGCUGCCCGUCGUACUGGUAGGAUUCGUGGUGGCAAGGGCGACAGCAAGGACAAAUAAACAACAACAGGAGCAGCCCGUUCCGUCUGAGAUCAGCGUAGCGCUGUUUGCUAUAAUUGUGCAUAUGUAUAUGGAAAAGCUGUAUGUGGUCAACAUGCAAUUUACGCGACGGAAUAAAAUUUAUUUCUAAACAACAAA